Danaus chrysippus (African queen) is the source of this 2667-nucleotide messenger RNA. Lineage: Eukaryota; Metazoa; Arthropoda; Insecta; Lepidoptera; Nymphalidae. The record is from the annotation of a GenBank genome assembly.
AUGGAAAAACGUAGUAAGCGACAUCACACUCCCUCGCCAUCGGAUUCGGACAGUGCUGAGGAAACCCGGGCUAAGGAUAUAAAAGAGCGAGAUGAGUUCGCCAAGAGGUUACGGAAAAGAGAUGAAGAAAAAGUUAAGAAAGUUUCUGAAAGUUCCAGUAAACGGUCUUAUGAAGAAGCAGCAAAGAGGUUAAAAUUAGAGGCGGAAGACAGAGACAAAAUAUUACCAAAACUUCGUAUACAAUCCAGAAGAAAAUACUUACAGAAAAGAAAAGAUGAUAAAGUUAUUGAACUAGAAGAUGAUAUUGCCGAUGAUGAAUAUCUUUUUGACGAGAGCAUAUUAACAGAGAGAGAAAAAAGAGAAAGAGAACAUAAGAAAACACUAUUACAGUUAGCUAAGGAACAUGAAAAAGCUCGGGAACUUGAAAAUGUUCAAAGAUAUCACAUGCCUCAAGAUCUGGGGAAAGGGGAAAAAGGAGAAUAUAUUGAAGUUGAUGAAAAUGAAAAAUUGCCAAACUCAGAACAAAGAAAAUGGGAACAGGAACAAAUCAAAUCUGCCUUUUUUAAAUUUGGUGCAAAGGAUGCAAAGGCACAAGAUGAAUAUGAAUUGCUCUUAGAUGAACAAAUAGAUUUCAUUCAAGCUCUACAAUUGGAAGGCAACCAAGAAAAAAAAGAUGAGGAAAAGAUAUCGGAAUAUCAAAAGGCAAGGUUAACCAUUGAAGAGACAAAGAAAUCACUACCAGUCUUUCCAUUUAGGGAUGCUUUGAUAGAGGCUAUAAGAAACUAUCAAAUAUUAAUUGUUGAAGGUGAAACAGGUUCUGGUAAAACCACACAAAUCCCUCAAUAUUUGCAUGAGGCUGGAUUCACUGAUGAUGGCAAGAAGAUUGGUUGCACUCAGCCCCGAAGAGUGGCAGCAAUGUCUGUAGCGGCCAGGGUUGCACAAGAAAUGAAUGUUAAACUAGGCAAUGAAGUUGGUUAUAGCAUUAGAUUUGAAGACUGUACCUCAGACAGAACUGUGAUUAAAUAUAUGACUGAUGGUACCUUGCACAGAGAAUUUUUAUCAGAACCAGACUUGGCAUCCUAUAGUGUAAUGAUUAUAGAUGAAGCUCAUGAAAGAACGUUACAUACUGAUAUUCUUUUCGGUCUCGUAAAAGAUAUUACUAGAUUUCGACCGGAUCUUAAGUUAUUAAUAUCUAGCGCUACGUUAGAUGCUGAAAAGUUUUCUACGUUUUUCGAUGAUGCACCAAUAUUUAGAAUACCUGGUCGAAGGUUCCCAGUGAAUAUAUAUUACACAAAAGCCCCAGAAGCCGAUUAUAUUGAUGCGUGUGUUGUUACAGUUUUACAGAUACAUGCCACCCAACCACUUGGCGAUAUAUUAGUUUUUCUCACUGGACAAGAAGAAAUUGAAACUUGCGUCGAAAUGUUGCAAGAGAGAACUAAGAGAAUAGGAAAGAAAUUAAAAGAGCUCAUAAUUUUACCCGUAUAUGCAAACCUACCCACUGACAUGCAAGCCAAAAUAUUUGAACCAACUCCCGAAGGAGCUAGAAAAGUUGUAUUAGCCACUAAUAUCGCGGAGACAUCUCUUACGAUUGAUAACAUUAUAUAUGUAAUUGAUCCAGGAUUUGCUAAACAAAAUAAUUUUAAUUCUAAAACUGGCAUGGAAAGCUUGAUGGUGGUACCAAUAUCUAAAGCAUCAGCCAAUCAAAGGGCUGGCAGGGCUGGGAGAGUAGCUGCUGGUAAAUGCUUCAGACUAUACACAGCUUGGGCAUACAAACAUGAACUGGAAGAUAAUACUGUACCAGAAAUUCAAAGGAUAAACUUAGGGAAUGCUGUGUUAACAUUGAAAGCUUUGGGCAUUAAUGAUCUGAUUCAUUUCGAUUUUCUAGAUCCACCGCCACAUGAGACUUUAGUUUUAGCUCUAGAACAGUUAUAUGCUUUAGGAGCCCUAAAUCAUCAUGGCGAAUUGACAAAGGCUGGACGGAGAAUGGCAGAAUUUCCAACUGAUCCAAUGUUAGCGAAAAUGUUACUUGCUAGUGAAAAGUACAAAUGUUCUGAAGAAAUCGUAUCAAUUGCGGCUAUGUUGUCGGUAAAUAGUUCUGUAUUUUAUAGACCAAAGGAUAAGAUAAUACAUGCAGACACAGCCAGGAAGAACUUUUUCCACCGUCAUGGAGAUCACUUAACCAUAAUGAAUGUUUACAAUCAGUGGGCUGACUCCGACUACUCUGUCCAAUGGUGUUAUGAGAAUUUCAUACAGUAUAGGUCUAUGAAACGUGCACGCGACGUACGCGAACAACUGGUUGGUUUGAUGGAAAGGGUUGAAAUAGAUAUGGUAUCAAGUAUAUCUGAUGACACCAACAUCCGAAAAGCCAUCACCGCUGGAUAUUUCUAUCAUAUUGCAAAAUUCUCCAAAGGUGGACAUUAUAAAACAGUAAAACAUAAUCAAACCGUCAUGAUACAUCCGAACAGUGCUUUAUUUGAAGAGCUACCAAGGUGGGUGAUAUACCAUGAACUGGUAUUCACUUCAAAGGAAUUUAUGAGACAAGUAACAGAGAUUGAAAGCAAAUGGUUACUAGAAGUGGCGCCUCAUUAUUAUAAGUCUAAGGAAUUAGAGGAUUCUACAAAUAAAAAAAUGCCAAAAACAGUUGGCAAAUCUGCAAAUAAUUUUUAA